UUUACCGUGCGCAAGUUUCAGAGAUGCCGCAGGCCAAGCACAAGCUAAGUCCACACGAUCAACAGGUGUUGGACUCCAUAUUCAAUCCUCUAGAGCUGAGUGGCAUCGGGGCUCACAAUGUGCAAAUCGAAGCCGAGAUGGAGCUGCUCGAUGAGGAGCCCCAAUCACCGUUGCUGCCGGCCUCUCGAGAGCUGGAGCUGGAGGCGGUGAGGCUGGCUGAGCGUGGGGAACUGGAGCAGGCGCUGCUGGCAUUCGAGAAGGCCCUCUAUUUGAUGAAGCGCGCCUCAAUACUGAACAAUCGGGCGCAGGCCCUGCGUUUGGCCAAGCGAGAUCAAGAAGCGCUUGCCGAUCUAAAUCGCGCUCUGGAAUUAGCAACUGAAAAACAGGCACGUACCAAAUGCCACGCCCACUGUCAACGCGGUGUCUUGUACAGGAAACUAGAAAAUUUGGAUGCAGCACGCGCGGACUUCGAAGCCGCCGCACAGCUGGGCAGUAAAUUUGCACGUGAACAGCUAGUGGAAAUAAAUCCCUUUGCGGCGCUAUGCAAUCAAAUGCUGCGCCAAGCAUUCGAUCAGCUCAAGUGAAAGAGACUUGAGCUGUGAUUUAAGCCAAGAGGAAAAGGGCC
Messenger RNA from Drosophila hydei, 625 nucleotides. Its product is annotated as tetratricopeptide repeat protein 36 homolog. Lineage: Eukaryota; Metazoa; Arthropoda; Insecta; Diptera; Drosophilidae. The transcript has 3 exons. Gene Ontology annotation, molecular function: protein binding. The record is from RefSeq and is a predicted model, not a curated record. Gene Ontology annotation, biological process: cilium assembly. Bases 24 to 584 code for a protein of 186 amino acids.